Misgurnus anguillicaudatus (oriental weatherfish) is the source of this 3719-nucleotide messenger RNA. The record is from RefSeq and is a predicted model, not a curated record. NCBI's taxonomy places the organism in Eukaryota, Metazoa, Chordata, Actinopteri, Cypriniformes, Cobitidae.
AGAAAACCACAAAAAAAUCAAUAGUAAUCACAACCAGCUAUUUUUUGUAUGUUAUUAUUAACCAUAAAACAAACCAUAGAGGGGUUUUCCUUGAGAACUACAUUUCCCAGCGGUCCGUGCGUGUUGUCAAAGUGUAGUCCGGAAGUAGGUUGUAAAGUAGUCCGCAAACGUUGCUCUCGUUGUUGGGGUUGCACAGUAUGAAUGAGUGAUUAUUAACCAUUAACGUAACCGUUAAUCCCGUGACAGAUGAUGAAUUAACCGGAUUUGCUUGGUGCUCGCGUUUUCCGGUUAAUCUGUCAGAUGUGAAAUAAAAGCUCGUCACAAUGGCAGAUGAAGUGUUUAUGAACUGGACAGUCAUUGUACUUACAUGUCAACAUAAAGACAGCGUUUAUGCUUUUCAAAGAGAGCUGGAGGUACGUCAGAAGCGUGGUCUUCUUCCAGCUAAAGCCCUGCUGCUUACGGUUCCUGACCCACACGCCCGACUGGGCAGCGGUGGGGCAACACUAAACGCCCUGCUGGUCGCUGCUGAACACCUGAGUGCUAGAGCUGGAUACAGUGUGGUGAAUGCUGAUGUUCUGCAUGACGCUCAUAUUCUCAUCUUGCACACGGGUAGAGAUUUUCCAUGGGAUGGCUGUAGCAGGGCUUUCUGCUGGAUGCCUGUACACAAAUCAGCGUCUGUAGAAGGAGCGGUUUGCUGUUUAGAUCUGCUGUUGGAUUGUCUGUCCACAAAGAUUUGCGUUGGGUCUCCACCAGGCGUUUGGGUUUGCAGCACUGAUAUGAUCCUAAAUAUUCCAAAACGUCCAUUGAUUUCAUGGGAUGAGUGCUCUGAUGUUCGGGUCGUUGCGUUACCGGGUGAUGUUUCCUUCGCUGUUCAGCAUGGAGUCUAUGUCACUGAUAAAGAGGCCAAAGUGUGCAACAUCCUCUAUAAGGGCUCGAAGGACAAGAUCAUCCGUGCUGCAAUGCCUGAUGGGAAGGUGCCAUUGGUCUCAGGGCCUGUGUUCCUCUCCGCUGUGAUUUCAGAGAAACUCUUACAAACUCAUGUUAUUUCACCAUUGGAUGGCUGCACUUAUUUUGGCAUGGACUCUGGAGCUCCACCUUUCGAGUUAUCUCUCUUUCUGGAUAUCCUCAUGUGCCUUUGCUCUGACCUGACAGAGAAUGAGUUUAUUAAUGGAGAAAGAUCAGGCUGCAUGUCCCCCUCUGGACCUCAGGGGGCAGUAGUGAGGAGCGGACGUAUGGUGCUAUGGAGGGACAUCAGAGGAGCCUCUUUCUCUAUGGUGUAUAUCCCUGAUGGCCAAUAUGAUUAUUUGACUCAGUCGGGUAGGGAACAUGUUGUUCGACUCACAGAAUCCGGAUCUGAGACGAUGAUUCUCUCUCAUGUUCAGGAUGUGAAGUCUGUGGCAGAGGGAAGCAGGGUGAUUAACAGCGUGUUGGAAGGAGAUAUUCAGAUAGCAGCAGGAGCUGUCGUACAACACUGCCACCUACAGGGUCCAGUUCAGGUACCUUCUGGCUGCCUGCUGUCAGGUCUGGAUCUGCUAUCAUCACCCUGCAUCCAGCGUCUACCUCUGUCCAGUGACAUCAUCAUUCAGGGACACAGAGUGAUGCUUGGAGAGUUAAAGUUAACCGUCUACACAGUUUUUGGAGCUCAUGACAGUUUAGAGGCUGACAGUGAUGAUGUCACUGCUUCAUUCCUCAAUCACAAAUGGAGUGAGUUUUACAGUCGAACUGGAAUACAGCCUCUGGAUCUGUGGGGACCUGAGAAGGCAAAGUCCUGCUGUCUACUGGACGCCCGAUUGUUCCCAGUGUUUAUGCCUCAUUCAGGACCCGUCGGACUGGAGGGUCUCAGUUGGCUAUUGGGAGGUCCUGGGCAGCUAAAAACCUGGAGAGAAGCCUGGAGACUCUCGCUCAGAGAUAUCCUGAUCCUCACUGACCAGCAGGUGGAGUUAAGCUGGAGAGAAGAGCUGUUUUUCAAUGUGGGCCGAAGGAGAGCUGUGGACACUUUACAGGGUCACACUGAUCUCAGUUUACUGCCGUUCUUCAGAGCAGCAGCUCUGGCCGGACAACACGAGGAGCUACUGCACACACUGGACUCAGUGGCUGCAUGCAGCAGCGGUGAUCUGGGCAUAGCUGCACGUUGUCUCGCCUGCAUUGCAGACGUUCUCGGGUGUCUGGCAGGAGAGGGUAAAGGGGGUUUGCGCAGUGGUCCAGCUGCGAACCCUUUAUGGUCAACUGCCUUUAAGCUUCUAGAAGAUGCUAACUUACCUGCAGGUGUUCAGGAAUUGGCUGAGCAAAGAAAGCAUUGGCUCAGCAGGCCAGAUUUUUUGGUACGAGCUGCGAGGCAUUAUGAGGGGGCGGGACAGAUACUUCUGCGGAAGGCGGUGAUGUCAGCGCGCAAGUUUGUGUUCAUUGGCCAAGGUGUGAUGCCACCCAUGGGUGAAUGGCAGGAAGUGGAGUGUCCUGCUCGACUGGAUCUGUCAGGUGGUUGGAGUGACACUCCUCCUAUUGCGUUUGAGCAUGGUGGAGUGGUGGUUAAUGUGGCCAUUAAGGUGGAUGGCAAACGGCCAAUUGGUGCCAAAGUUCGACGAAUUCCUGAACCUCAUCUGCUGUUGGUCAGCACCAGCGGAGAACCUGACUGCAGUAUUUCAACAGAAACAAUCUGUGAAGAUCUUACAGACCUGGAGGAUUAUUGUCAACCACAUGCACCAGGUGCUCUGCUGAAAGCAGUUUGUGUAUGCAGUGAUCUGGUGUGUUUAUCGUCUCCUCUUUCACUGAAAGAUCAGCUGUUAAAGCGCUGGGGUGGAGGACUGGAGCUGCGCAGCUGGUCUACAUUACCACAUGGUUCUGGUCUCGGCACCAGCAGUAUCCUGGCAGGCGCAGCUCUUGCUGCAGUGUACAGAAGUACAGGACGAAGCUACAACACAACGUCUCUCAUUCAUGAUGUUCUUUACCUGGAGCAGAUACUCACCACUGGUGGUGGAUGGCAGGAUCAGGUUGGUGGUUUGUUUGGAGGAGUGAAAGUCGCUCGAUCAGCAGCUCAGUUACCUCUGAGAGUUGAAGUUGAACAGCUGUCUCUCUCUCAAGACUUCAUAUCUGUCCUACAGCAACAUCUCCUGCUGAUUUACACUGGAAAGACGCGUUUAGCACGAAACCUGCUGCAGGAUGUGGUGCGCAGCUGGUACGCACGAUUACCCUUCAUCGUCCAGAACACAGAGCAGCUGGUCAUCAAUGCAGAAGAGUGUGCUGAAGCCUGCAGACAGGGGUCUCUCUCCAGACUGGGUUUAUGUAUGGACAGAUACUGGCAGCAGAAGAAGCUGAUGGCUCCAGGCUGUGAGCCGGCAGCUGUGAGGAUGAUGAUGAUUAAACUUCAACCUCUGAUCUUAGGACAGAGUCUUGCAGGAGCAGGAGGAGGAGGAUUUCUCUUCUUACUCACACGUGAACCUCAACAGAAGGAAAAAGUGAGAGACGUUCUCAGUAAAAUACAGGGCAUUGGUUCAUUCAGUGUUCAUUCAGUGGAGUUGGAUAUGGAUGGGAUCUCCAUCAUUCAGAAGAGCUCUGAACAUCCUGACUGACAUCUACAACUCAAAUCUGAUUCACUUACACACACACAACAUAUAUCUGUGCCUAUGUAAAUAUUAAAUGUUCUUAUUUCAUAUGGAUUUCUUAUAUCAAUUUUAACACUUAUUAACAAAAAUGUAAAUAAACAAAAUUUUAACAUUGAACAA